This is a messenger RNA of Peniophora sp. CBMAI 1063, 2679 nucleotides long. Lineage: Eukaryota; Fungi; Basidiomycota; Agaricomycetes; Russulales; Peniophoraceae. The record is from the annotation of a GenBank genome assembly.
AUGCCCUUCUACUUUGACCCACUAUCCACGUGCGAUAUCUGCCUCGAGCAUUUCGAGCCACCGGGUUCUGGCGAGGAUCGCGACGGCAAGACGCCUCAUGUUCUGCCAUGUGGCCAUGUCUUCUGCUUAGAGUGUUUGGUUCACGUUGAAGGCCCCUGUCCGACUUGUAGAUCACAAUUUCGCCAUGACCGCGUCCAUCGAUUGCACGUAGACACAUCACGCGAUGCGAGCCCUCCAGCUGACGUGCACAAUGCCAUGAGGAGCAUAGACCAAGCUGCCGAGCGAGUGAGACGCUCGGAGGAGAGAAGCGCUGGCUUGAACAGCCUCGAUUUGGACGACCUGAUGAGCCAAAUACGGGCUUUCGUGCAGGUUCAUGCUGACAAGGCUAUAUUGGACAUUGUAUACUGCAUAGCAACAGUCUUGGACAAGUACGCCGAGAUGGCGCUACAGACGGCCAGCUACGAGCAGCGAAUCAGACGUCAUGAGAGGGAAGAGACGGAGGAAAGAAGGCGGCGCGAUACGCUGGAAACGACCUACAUGGACACAAUCGCGCGUCUGGAAGACGAACUGCAACAACACUCAAUACCGAGCCCGCUUCCGCCCCCAUCCCAAAGACUCGGUGCACCCAGUCCUGCAGCCGGAUCGAGUCGGGCGCACUCCGCGUCUGCCAUGAGUAGGUCCGUCUCGAGAGAAGAGCGACAGCGAUCUAUACAGUAUGAAGCGGAACUUCGCAUGCAGGAGGAAACGAGCGACCCGUUCUGGAGGACAGAGGCUGUUGAUCGUGGUAACGCGCUCGGCCUUGACGGUCGCAGCUCAGCCGCAACUGGCGGCCUCCAUCCAGAACCGUCUGCCGCAGAGGAGCGACGCGCUCGCACGGAGCACAGGAGAGGGUCUGCAACGAGACAUCGGGAUGCGGAUGCUCUACUUUCACCAGUUGACUUGGUGGUGGAUGGCCAAACGACUUCCCGGAUCCCUUUCCAUCCUGGACGUACCCAGCACGAACAGUCCGGAAACAGCGGUCGUCAAAUCGGCCGCCAAGAGCGCUCGUCUGCCUCUAGAAAUAUCCACCGCGACCACGACGGCACCGAAGAAAACUCCCUGGGCCUCGGUGUGCCCAUUGUCUCCCGGCGUAGCAACUCCACAACCCCUUUUAUUCCUCCUACGCCACUCAACCUGGGAGGUGAUGCGCUUUCUCCCGCUCAGAGUGGCCGUAGGGGGUUCAUUCCUCCUGCACCUCCAGGUUGGCGCGAGAGUGUAGACCUGCCCCCAGAAACUCCCGUGCCCACAACGUCGGCAAACAGCACUCGUAGCAACCGCCAACAUCAGCCCACUGCAUCGUACAUCCCCUCACCUCCUCGAGAAUCGGCCACCUUGCCUUCAGCCUCGACGUCUAGAAAUGGUCACGCUAGGCGUUCAGAUCCUCCAGCGCCCUACAUUCCUUCUCCGCCCCGCGAGCUAACUACGUUCCCCGCUUCAACAUCGGCGAACAUCUAUCCAGGACAACAAGUUCCCCCUGUGGCAUACAUUCCCUCACCGCUUCCCGGCACCUCCGGCUUGCCUACGAGUGCUUCGGCGCCUGGCAGUGCAUCUCAUUCUCGCUCACAAUCUCUCCAUCGUGGGUAUAACCCGCAGACAACUUCAGAUACCCAGCAUGCUCGUCACCCGGCUGUCCAGCCUGUCGUUCCGACCGCGCCGCCUCAUCAGUCCAGCGGUCGUCGUAUGCCUACGUCUGCGCAUACACCUCAUCCCAAUCCGCCGGUCUUUCCAGACUCUUCACGUCACCGCUCGCGCGGGAGAUCUUUCAGUGGGGAACCCGAAACUGAAAGCCGAUAUGUACCUCGUCAAGAGUCCAUUCCCAGACCAGUCAUCCUUCCCACACCCGCCGCGGGGCCGAGUCUCCCGAACGCCCACUCACAACAACAGCUGAAUACCUCCUUACCGUCUGCUCAGCGAGUGCGAAGCCGGUCUGUCAGCGGACCAGCCCCCGUACCUCCUCCUGGACCACCGUCAAUACAAGUAUCUACGGCAGAAUUGUCACGAACAGGACAGGCACCGUACACGCCUCACUCUGGUUAUGCGCCAAUGCCUGGGAUGCACCGACGGCCAACAGCGCCGCCAAGUGUCGCGAGCUCAACGGGCUCAGCUUGGAGUACGGCGCCAACCGUUGGCGCUGCGCCUCAAGCCGCGCAUCCGCAAUAUAGCCACGGGCGCCAUUCCUCCACGGACGCAAGCACGCCUCACGUAAGACAACCAUCACUCAGUCGGCAUCCCUCGGGCCGCCGCCCUUCUGAAGACGCGUCGGGGAACUUGGCGCAUCGACCUCCGCCCGUGGCACUCCCGCCUUCGAGCACGGCGUCGUCUAAUCACCAGGCGUCAUCAGGAUACCCGUUUACUCCCACGCAUCCCCUCGCUCACCACUCCGGGUUGCCCGUUACAAGCCAGUCGGCUUACCAACAGCCCACGCCUUAUCCUUAUGGUGGGGCAGGGUAUGCUCCGAGUCGCUCGGCGCCUGAUUCGGGUGUGCCACUGCAUCAGGCGCGUUCAGCACCAGGUUCGAGCAUGCAUACACCGGCACCUAUGCAAACCCCGGCGCCUAUGCAUGCAUCACUAUCCCAGCCGCAGCACGUGCGACGGCCACAGCCAGCUCCGCGUCAAGAGUCGAAUAAUCUACUCUUCUAG